Molecule: messenger RNA, 6228 nt
Organism: Hypanus sabinus (Atlantic stingray)
Lineage: Eukaryota; Metazoa; Chordata; Chondrichthyes; Myliobatiformes; Dasyatidae
Product: zinc finger protein 280C-like
Exons: 22
Coding region: 320-3529 (1069 amino acids)
Biological process (GO): regulation of DNA-templated transcription
Molecular function (GO): DNA-binding transcription factor activity, RNA polymerase II-specific; RNA polymerase II cis-regulatory region sequence-specific DNA binding
Source: RefSeq, a predicted model, not a curated record
GGCUGAACACUGGAGGGUGAGGAGACUCGCUCGCUCGCCCGCCCGCCGGCCGCCACGCUCACAGCAGCGUACGCUUCGCGCGCCCACCGCCCGCUGGCGCCGCACGGGCUGCUUCUUACCCAUGAUCCUCCGCCGGCCCCGCGCGAGAUCCCCAGUGCGCACGAGCGGCGGAAAAAUUACUAUGGUGGCGGAGCGCCGUGGACCCGUUUUCCGCUUCUAGUUCGGGAUAAGCGGACGAUUCUACAUCGAGAAUAAGUGUAGCUAAUGGGGUGCCACUGCAAACCUUAACUGCAGUUGCAAAGAUGGCUGGGAAAGCAAGAUGAGAGACAGCAAAGAGAUAGAGGACUGUACAAGAAUGGCAGAACUAUUUAUGGAAUGUGAAGAAGAAGAAUUGGCACCUUGGCAAAAAGGGAAUAAAGACGAUGAAGAUGAUGAUGAUGAGCCCAUUUUUGUGGGAGAGAUUACAAGCUCCAAAAACGCCAGUUACCUAAGUAAAACAGGAAGCACGACAUUUAAUUUGGCACAGCGUGCAGGAAUGCAAAAUGGUGGACUCAGUAGAAGCUUGAUGGUCUCCUUUGGCAGUGAUUCAUCUUCUACAGUUCAGUCUGUCAACCAACAGUCGAUAACUUCUGCUCCAUCAAAUUCUGGCACAAUGGCUGCAUAUCAGCCAGGAUCUCGACCUAUGGCUACUUCGUUAACAACACAGCCUAUAGUAUCGCAGGGUUUUAUUGUGAAAGAUAUGGGUUCGCCUGCAUCUGCAUCUCCAAAUUCAGGUGGCACGAUGUACAAUACAAGGAAUCCACGUUAUCAAAAUAGAACAAGUAUUCCAUUGUUAUCUGGAGUCAUUUCCCAAACAGGAAGAACAGGGGUUCCUCAAUUAAGACCAGUUGGUACUGGUCGUACAAUUCCAAAUAUCAGUUAUAGUCCCACUCAAAUGAAUUCAUCUAUACAAAGUGGGCAGAAAUUGGGGCAGAAAAACUCUCCCAAACCUCUCCAAACAACUCAGAUCCUUAACCAUGCCAGUGGAAUAGCAAGUGCAGGCCAGAGCACAAGUGUCAGUAGCAAGCGCCCAGCAGCCUGUGAGAUAAACAGUAUUGGUUCAAAGAAAUCAAAAACAUUUGAAGCUGGAUCUGUAAAUAAUCCUUCGACUUUAUCACCAUCGUCAACUGGAUGUCCUGUGAUGGUAUCAUCGUAUAGCAGUACCUCAAAAGGAUCACAAAGUAAUAUUAAAAAUGGAGUACCAGUUCCAAGGGCUUGUCCAAAAUGCAACAUUCACUUCAAUGUCUUGGAUUCUUUACGGCAUCAUAUGGUUUUCUGCUGUCCGGAUCUGGUGUCCAGCUACUGUCCUGUAUCAUCUUCCGAGCAAUCUCUAAACAAGCCAUUAGAAGUUGAAAAAGGGAAACUUAUAAUGUUGGUGAAUGACUUUUAUUAUGGAAAAGAUGAUGGUGAAGCACAUCUAAACCAGCAAGAUCAGAAGACAAAUACAACCUUUAAGUGCUACAGCUGUCUGAAGAUCCUUAAGAAUAAUAUAAGGUUUAUGAACCACAUGAAACAUCAUAUGGAAUUGGAGAAGCAGAGUAGUGAGAGCUGGGAAAAUCACACCACCUGUCAGCACUGUCACCGUCAGUUCCCCACACCUUUCCAACUACAGUGCCAUAUUGAAACUGCUCACUGCCCAUAUGAGUCAACAACAAUUUGCAAAAUUUGUGAAUUAUCCUAUGAAUCUGAGCAAGUUCUUCUACAGCAUAUGAAAGACAAUCAUAAACCAGGGGAAAUGCCAUAUGUUUGUCAGGUAUGCAGUUACCGGUCAUCAGUGUAUUCAGAUGUUGAUAACCAUUUCCGUGUUGCUCAUGAAAAUACCAAGCAGUUGCUCUGCCCAUUUUGCCUUAAGGUCAUUAAAAGUGGAAAUGCUUAUGUCCAGCAUUACAUGAGGCAUCAGAAAAAGGGAGUUUACCGUUGCAGCAAAUGUAAGCUUCAGUUUCUAACCUGUAAAGAAAAGGUGGAUCAUAAGACUCAACACCAUAGGACAUUUCGAAAACCUAUACAAUUAGAAGGUCUACCUCCUGGCACAAAGGUUACGAUUCGAGCUUCCAUGACACCUUAUCCAGUUGGAUCAUCUUCCAUGCCCUCAGUUAAUUCUGCAACUAGUUCUGUGCUCCAGAGUUCAUCUUCAGUAACAGUAAAUACUAAAUUAUACCCAUCAGCUAUAAACCAAGUUACCACCAUAGGAAAUUCACAACCAGCUCCAUACUUUAAAGAGGGAAGGAAGAAAAAUCCAGCCAACAAGAAAAUAACCAAACCUUUUACUAUUGAUCUUCAGUUUUUCAGGGACAGAUAUGGUGUUCACAAAUGUAUUGAGUGUGACACAGAAAUUAAAGAAUUAACCAGUCAUUUUGCCACUUACGCCCGUUGUUCCCUUUGUCGAUUCAGAAGUAGUUGCAACAAAUCUUAUGUGACCCAUAUGAUGAGUUUUCACACUGUCCCAAGUAAAAAUAAAUUUUGGAUGUUCAGAGAGUACUCAAACAAACUGAGAAAUAUAAAACUACUAUGUGCUAGUUGUCCAUUUGAAGCCAGCAUUACUGAUUCAGACAAAAUGGCAACACAUCUUGAUAAAAACAAGCUCCAUGUCUGUCGCAUCAUUUCAAAAUACGGUGCUUCCAGUGAUGUUGACAAUAUAUUCCAGGGGAAUGAGCAAAUCUCCACACUUGAAACAAAGAAGACUGAGGCAAAACCUUCUUUGGUAUCAUCUGAUGCUGAAACCUUGGAAAUUGGUUUAUCUGCUGAUGGAAAUGAUGAGAAAAAUGAUCAGCCUUUAAAAUGUGAGGCUGAGACUCAAUCUGUGGAAGCUGUGCCUUCACCAAAUUAUGACAAAUUAAGUGAUAAACAAGACAAAGUGAACUCCAAUGAAAAUACACAAAGUAGUGAAAGUACGGAGAAAACAACAGAUGGUCUGCUGUCUGAAUUGACUACAGAGAAGGAAUGUGAUGCUGAUGAAAGAGCUCAGGACAAUUCCUCAGACCAAGUGCUCUCGCCUCCAAACACUAAUGAAGCACAAGCUUUCAAGUCAGUUGACAAUGAUGUAGAAAUUAUUCAGAAUGAAUUUGAAGGAAUUGAUGCUUGUGAUGAAACUAAAGAUUGCAAGACUCUUACGGAUUCACUGCAGAAAUGUAAACAGACAGGAAACAAGGGAAUUGAUAAAGAAAAAUGUUUUGAAGAAAAGAGUGAUGAUACAAAUGUAGAACAGGAUAAGGAUCCCAAAGAAGAUGUUUGCUUUGAGCAGUUUUUUAGGAGCAAGGAUGAGCCAGAAGCUCUUGGUUCUGAUGUGAGUGAGCAGGGCAGCAUUCAGUUGGAACCACUUACACCUUCUGAGGUUUUAGAACAUGAAGCUACUGAGAUUCUGCAGAAAGGGGGUGUGGUGACUGCCACCAAGAGAAGGGGAACAACUUCUGCUGAGGAAAGUAAUAAAGAGACAACUCCUGCUACAGUACUGAUAAGCUCAGAGCAUCUUGAUGAAAAUGAAAAGAGCUGAAGUCUUGCAUGGGGCAUUGACUAUCUUAUUGGACUUGAUUCACAGAUACACAUACACCAAGCACACAAACACAUGUACUGUUUAAGGCUUUAAUAUUCUCAUCCCUGUUCAAACUAUAGUUCACAUUCCCGUCUUUGAGAAAAACAAAUGGCAUGUGAAAAGAAAAGACUUACAAAUCUGUAGAAUUCUGUAUAAAAUUAAGCACCUUUAUAGGUGCAGUCUUGGCAGGCUCUCAGCUUACCUAUGUAAACUUUCAGUGAAAGUGGAAUCAUUAUAAGAAAAAGCUUAGUUAUGUCAUUGUGCAGAAAAAUCUAAACAGUGUGGCACAAGGUGACAUAAUACUGCUGUUACAUAUUAUUUUUAUUAAUCAUUGCAAUAGAGAUAGAUUGUCUAGGAUGGGUUACAUGGUAAACCAAAGUGCAGUUCAUUCUUUCCUUUUACUGUAGUAAAUAGGAUAUGUUGUGUUAAGUAAUGCUUUAUUUGUAUUGGCAUGUAUCUUUUGUUGUUCAGCAGUUUAUUCUGCUUACGGCAGUAGACACAAGGCAGGAGCUGCAGAAUAUGUAAGAUUUUUUUUUAAAAACUGCAGUACUUUAUAGUGCCAAGCUAACUGACUAUAAGAGGAAGAAUAAAGCUGCUUAAAAUUAUACUGAAUAUUUUUACUACUUAUUUGGUAAAUAGUACUUUGCUAGUGAUUGGCAUUGUCUUGCUUUGGUGUACAGUUUCUGCAGAAAACAACAAAUUCCUAUUUAAGUAUCCAAACUUUAGACUUGAUUCUUUAGAUGUGGCUAAUUUUAAUUUUGUUAUAAAGGUUGUUUAAUUUUAUGAGUACCCAAUUUGGAAGUAAGAGCUCCCUAAAGCUGAUGAUAUUUGUUCAUUUCUGCUAAGUGCAUUUUUGCUAAAGACUAAUUGAAUAAAAAAUAUAAAAAACAGCAUGCAUCAGAAGUUGAUGAAUUUACAGAUUUUCAUAUAGGAUAACUACUUUUUAAAUCACUCUUCAAAUACUUUUAGUCCUUGUGGGGAAAACCUGAAAAUAUUUUUUAUCUAUCUGUCAAUAAAAAAAGUACUAUUAUAUAGAAUAAUUUUACUUAAAAGGACCUCCAGAUUCAAAGUCACAAAACAAUAAAACUCAUAAAAUUCAAUUCCUUCUGCAUUCUGUAACAUACUGAACAGUUGCACUUUCCACUUAAUAAAAUGUGAACGGUUUUUAUUUAUGUUCUUUGAUUAAAAUGGAAUAGCCCCUAUCCUUUCUUUAUAGCAUGCAUUUCCAAAACAUACCUAAAGUGACUACAUUGUCAGAAUUUUGGAUGCCCUCAGACAUUUAUAUUUAUAUUUCAUUAAUUUGUAGUCACAGUAUCAAUAUUUUUUGCUUGAUUUUUUUUUUUGCUGGCUUUUUAACAAACCUCCCACAUCAUCUUUUGCUUUCCUUUGUUCAGAGGUAGGCUUGCCCUUUUUUUCCAUUUUUGCCCUUCUGAGCUUCUACACCUGAAAGUCUUCUCACUCAGAAUAUUAGUUGGUCAUGGCUUUUCCUUUUCCUUCUUAAAAAAAAUGUCUUCAGUUGUUGGCAAUUACCCAAGCUAGUUCAUAUUUCAGCAGCUUUGGAAUUCAUAAGCUGUUGCCUUUUAAGCUAUUAGUUGCAAUCGUAAUUACAAGAAAAAUCUGUUGCAAGAUGUAUUGCAAGGUAUUGGUAAAAUACUGCAAACUCGUGCCCAGUUUUAUUGACUUCACAACCACAUUUAUGACAUUUUAUAAUCAAAAUUCCUAUCUUAUUGCAAAAUUUGAGAUCGGUUAUUAAUGUUGUAAAAGCUAUUCCAUUUAGUGAAAGAUUGGUAAAUGUAAUUUAAUUACAAACAGUCCCCUGCAAUCUGUAAAAUGUUAGUUUUAUUUCAAGCUAUUCUGUACAACUUACUGGAUGUGGCAAGAGAAGAUGCUCAACUGUUUUUAUUCCAUGUGGAUAUUAGAUUUGUUUGAUUAUAGUUAUCUACCAAGUCCUUGUGGUUUAACUUGUGCAGUCUACUUUGUAAAGGAAAAAAGAAGUGAAAUGCAGCUCCAUCUAAUAUAAUUUCCUUUACACAGUUAAUUUAUAGCAGGGUUGUAAAUAUUUUUGUAUAUGUUUUAAAUGAUUAAUUUAGAAAUUGUUAGUACUUUUAAGACUAAUCACCAUAUAUGUAUGUUGGAAUUAUGUUGAUCUUUAAUUGUCAUACCUCUAUAAAUCUUCUUGUUCUCCAGGACACUCGCACUUCAGUUUAUGAUUUGUUCAUGAAUGUUGGGUAUAAAACACAUCUGUAAAUGAAGCAGUGUGCAACUGAAUAAAUAUUAUUGAUGCCCAUGCUUGUGAAUGUUGGCAAAUGGACAAGUGCCAGAUUUUAGACUAAUUUACAUUACUGGAGAAGCUCCAGUUGUCAACAAUUUGGACCUCCAAAGUACAAAAGAAUGGCAGCACACAGUGCAAAGGCUUUUCCUUUCAGUGUGACUUUAUUUAAUGCUGGUUAACUUGGAUGAAGAGAUAUGUUUUCAUUUCUGCUGUUGCUACUUUUAGUUCUGGAAUUCAGUUGAUUCCUAUUCAGAGUAAAGUUACUGUACACAGGGAGAGUGGAAAUAAUGGUUUGUAUACUUUUCUUCUUGUAGAAGUUUAAUGUUACUUUAAUGCCAGUGCCUGCAAGCUCAAAUAAAGAAAUUGCAUCUAAUGACUUGUAAUUGUG